UCGGGGAUACCGUAGCCUAGGAAACGGGUGUAGCUACAAGACAACAACAUUGAUAAGUCAAUUUCCCUAUCGUGUUACAUAAAUCUUCAUAAAUAUUCGCUUUAUAUCACGUUUAGUAUCACCUGCAGUUUCAUUUAAAUCUUGGUUAACCAGUGAUUGCAGCUUUUGUGUGGGCCAGAGUGAAGAAUUUUUUGACAGAUCAAAGUAUGGCUGGCAGAUUUUGAGUGCGGCGACGAGGUUCUAGUGGAGUCGUCGCCGCCCGCUUCGCCAGACAUGGCGGCGCGACUCGCGGCCCCCACUCAGGGAACGAGUAACGGCGCGGGCGGCGGCGGGUCGCCGAGCGCGGUGCGCGAGCUCAUCGUCAUCCCCGAGCUGCCCAACUCCAUACAUCUGCAGCACGCCAUACAGCAGGUGUCGAGCACUGUGCAAGUGGAGGUCAACGGUGAGAGCUCCGGCCAGUCCAGCCCCACCACUGAAGCCCAGCACACCUACAUAACCGUUGCAAUGCAGGACUCGUGGCGUGGCAGCGAGGCGCUGACUGUGAAGACCGAGGCCGACAGUGACCAAGAAAGCGAGGGCGGUAACGGCGUGAACUACCAUGUGCAAUACGUGGAGCCUCAGGAGCUGUACGGGCAGAACCACCAGCAGCAAGCAAUGGAGACGCUGCGCACGUACCCGGUGUACGGCGUGGCGACGGUGGGCAGCGGCGACGCGGGCCCCAGCGACUGGCCGGCCGGCGCCUCCGCCGACUACACGGCCUACGGAGUCGUGGUGAGUCUGAACAAGGUGGGCGGCGACGAGACAGAAGCCGAGGCCGGGUCUCCGCCCACGCCGCCCGCGCCGCAGCCGCGUAUGCCGCCUGCCACCGUGCAAUGGCUGCUCGACCACUACGAGACUGCUGAAGGCGUGUCGCUCCCGCGUUCGACGCUCUACGCGCACUAUCUUCGUCACUGCAGCGCGCACCGCUUGGAGCCCGUCAACGCGGCGUCGUUCGGCAAACUCAUCCGCUCGGUGUUCCUCGGGCUGCGCACGCGCCGGCUCGGCACGCGCGGCAACUCCAAGUACCACUACUACGGCAUACGCGCCAAGGCGGGCAAUGACGCGCCGCCGCCGCCUGAUGCUAAUGAAGAGAAGAACGAUGCUAUCGAUGCGCUGGAGGUCCGCGAGCCCGAGCCGGAGCGCGAGGCGGUACACAGCCCGGCGGGCCUGGCCGGCCUGGCGCACCGGCAGUACCUGGGGCCCACGCCGGCGCCCGACCCGCCGGCCCUAUCGCUGAGCGACCACCCGCCCGACGCCGGCGCCGCCGCCGUGCGCGCGCUGCGGGACCACCACAGGUGA
Molecule: messenger RNA, 1338 nt
Organism: Ostrinia furnacalis (Asian corn borer)
Lineage: Eukaryota; Metazoa; Arthropoda; Insecta; Lepidoptera; Crambidae
Gene: Rfx
Product: regulatory transcription factor Rfx
Exons: 11
Coding region: 274-1338 (354 amino acids)
Biological process (GO): regulation of transcription by RNA polymerase II
Molecular function (GO): RNA polymerase II cis-regulatory region sequence-specific DNA binding; DNA-binding transcription factor activity, RNA polymerase II-specific
Source: RefSeq, a predicted model, not a curated record